This is a messenger RNA of Folsomia candida, 871 nucleotides long. RefSeq lists its product as uncharacterized. The coding region runs from base 236 to 769 and encodes 177 amino acids. NCBI's taxonomy places the organism in Eukaryota, Metazoa, Arthropoda, Collembola, Entomobryomorpha, Isotomidae. The record is from RefSeq and is a predicted model, not a curated record. The transcript has 4 exons.
AUAAACUUGUUGAAGUCUUAAGAGGCUUAUUCCACAUUAAUUUUAAUUAUCUAUAACAUUAUAAAAUACAUAUAUACAUGUAAUUCCUGGAUCAGUCGUUAUCUGACUUAAAAGUAAAGUCCGAUUCUCAGCCUGCGUAAAAAUACAGGUGUAAUACUUCCAUGAAAAGCAUACCAUUGUUUUUAUUCCACAGGAAUCGCAUUGUGCAGGCACUUGGCUAACCGAGCUAUCUAAAAUGUGGCGGAAACUUCACUUAUUUUUACCUUUGGGAGUCGUGUAUUCCUGCGUCGCGGCAGAUAAAGGCCUGGAUUCUGUUGGGCAAGGGGGAUCUAUAAUGGCCCUAAAUUAUUUGGGGGCAUGGGAAGGAAGAAGGUAUUAUCGGGCUGAAGAUACUUAUGCCACGUGGUCAGAAUCGAUGGCACGAUGCAGUUCGCAAGGAAUGGUUCUCGCUGAUUUACGUUCAAUUCAAGAGAUAACAGCGGUUAGCAAAAUGCUAAACGAAAAUCACUGGACGGCAGGUCAACAAAUACCGAGUUUCAAAUGGGCAACGACCACUUCCACAAUUGUGUUUCCCGUAGUCAUGGAUGACUGGACGUGUGUUCUCCUCAGUCAGAAUGGAUUCCUGUAUGACGCCCCAUGUUCUGGACUCGCUUGUGACACGACCACUUCUCCAACCAAACAUGACAUUCCCUAUUCAUCCACAUCUCUCAUAAAUCAAAGCCAAGAAUUAAAAGCCAUUCAAAUAUUACGUUGUGUCACACGUGAUUAAGAUUUCGAAACGAAAAGAAUAUGCAUUUACCAAUAUAGUAAAUUAUCGGCAAUAAAAGUUCUGGUCAACUUUAUUUUUCUUUCCUUUAUUGUUAAGUGAAUC